UUCUAUACAGGAUUUGCAAUCUCAGCUAACCAAGGACAUCACCUUGAAGGCUCCAUUGGUCUCUUCUCCCAUGGAUACUGUCACAGAGUCCUCCAUGGCAAUCGCAAUGGCUUUAUGUGGAGGCAUUGGUAUCAUACAUCAUAACUGCACGCCCGAAUUCCAAGCAAAUGAAGUCAGAAAAGUUAAGAAAUAUGAACAAGGUUUCAUCAUGGAUCCUGUUGUGCUUGGUCCUGAUGACACUGUAGGUGAUGUCUUUGGCUCAAAAGCAAGACAUGGCUUUUCAGGAAUCCCGGCUUCUCAAGAUUUGCCACACAAGAUCCUUGGCAUACCAAUCACAGAUACUGGGCGACUAGGUGGUAAACUGCUCGGGAUCGUCACAGCUCGCGAUAUCGACUUCUUGAAACCAGAUAGUUACGUUAAGCCACUCAGUACCGUCAUGACUUCCAGGGAAGACCUGGUGGUUGCUCCGGCCAAUGUAACUCUAAAGCAAGCCAAUGAUCUUCUUCAGAAAGCAAAGAAAGGCAAGUUACCCAUUGUAAAUGAGAAGGAUGAACUGGUCUCUCUCAUCUCUCGCACGGAUCUUAAGAAACAUAGGGAGUUCCCUUUGGCCUCCAAAGACUCCAGGAAGCAACUGCUCUGUGGGGCUGCCAUUGGUACCAGGGAAGAGGACAAUCAGAGACUAGACCUACUAGUCCAGGCUGGUGUAGAUGUAGUCAUACUGGACUCUUCACAAGGAAAUUCAAGCUUCCAAGUAAGCAUGAUAAAGGCCACCAAAGCCAAAUAUCCAGAUCUACAGGUGGUAGCUGGCAAUGUUGUGACUGUGGCACAAGCCAAGAAUCUGAUCCAAGCUGGUGCAGAUGCCUUGAGGGUUGGAAUGGGAAGUGGCUCAAUCUGUAUCACACAAGAAGUAAUGGCCGUUGGACGUCCCCAAGGUACAGCAGUGUAUAGAGUAGCCCAGUAUGCAAGAGGUUGUGGAGUACCUAUCAUUGCUGAUGGAGGCAUCACAACAGUUGGUCACAUCACAAAGGCUCUAUCACUAGGAGCAUCAUCAGUCAUGAUGGGUAGCCUGCUGGCAGGAACCACUGAAGCUCCGGGUGAAUACUUCUUCUCUGAUGGGGUCAGGCUCAAGAAAUACCGUGGUAUGGGAUCACUGGAUGCCAUGGAGAAGAACAAAUCCUCUGCCAAGAGAUACUUCAGUGAGCGUGACAAGCUGAAGGUAGCCCAGGGUGUAUCAGGGUCCAUCGUUGACAAGGGCUCCAUCCACAAGUUUGUACCGUAUCUCAUAGCCGGAAUCCAACAUGGAUGCCAAGACAUUGGGGCUCUUAGCCUCAGUAUUCUCAGAGACAAGAUGUAUGUUGGUGAAGUUCGCUUUGAGAGAAGGUCACCUUCAGCUCAGGUAGAGGGAGGUGUUCACAGUCUUCAUUCGUUCGAGAAGCGUCUGUUUUAAAAGGCAACAACCAAGAGUUCUGCAGCUUCUCACUAUCUUCACAAAGUUUUGGAGGCUGGACGCAUUGAUUUCUGAUUACUGCAUAUGGUGUCUUUGUUACAUGUGAACAAAAUGUGUUUGUUUAUCUCAGCAUGUUAUUGUACUAGCCAAGUCUAUUUUGAUAUAUACUUGUAUGAUAUUAGAGAUUGAUAUCUAACUUUUAUAAUUGUUACAAAGUACCAUGUAAUACAGAAAUGAGUACAGAAGGGGAAAAAUGAUGAAGUAUUUGCACUAGUCUUAAAUGAAAUUGCUUUUGUCUGGGCCAUAAAUAUUAUUUUGCUUGUUGUUAUGUCGAAAGUUUUGAUUUAAUUUCUUUCUCUUAGGAUUGCUCUGUACAAGCCAUGUGUCCUGUACUUUUAUUUUUGUUUCAACAUGCCAUAUAUUUUGCCUAAAGAGGUUUCACAAUGUUUUGUGAUAUUGUUUUACUUAAAGAGACAGGGGGAUAUACAUUUCAGUGGCAGUUUUCACAAAGACUUCCUCACAUAUACUUUAGAAAUGAGACCUAUGUAAUUAGGAAGCUGAAGUAUUAUGUGGAUAACGAUUUAACUGCCUAGGGUGCUUUGCAAAGAGUUAAAUGUAACUUAAAAGGUUUGCUUUAACAACAAGGCAUGAAUGGUAAUGAACCCUAUUGAUGACAGUAUUGUGCCUCUGGAGCAUGAUCAGACCAAUGCAGUGAUGUGUUGAUAAAUAAAUGUUAAAAGCAACUUUAAUUCACCCUUGAAAGUUUUGUUGAACACCCCCAGUUAAGUCUUUAUUUAUCCGGCUUGUUCAAACCUCUUAGUCAUCCUGGCCCAUUUUCACAAAACUGUUGGCAUCUUAAAAUCAUGGAAAUUCAAUGGAUGUCCAUAAAGAUAUAUCGACCUGGGUCCAUUGCAUGAUGGGCUAUUUCAAUUGACCCUUGGCUGCAUUCCUUUUAAAUAGCCUAUGAAAGUCUAUGAAGACUCCAAUCGUUAUGAAUUACAUGAAAAAGAACACGCAAAGCUUGUUUCUAGUUGGUGGUGUCUGAUGUAUCCUUUAAUGAAUAUUCACUUAACCUCAUUAGUUCAACAUUUCUUUUUUUUUAGUUGUGGGGCAUUUUACAUACUUUUUUAACCUUUGUUUUUAUUAAUUUCAAGUUUGGUGCAUUCAUUUGUAAAACCUCACGUGUGUGGCAUUUCAUAAAUAUGUGUUCCUGUGUUAAGAGAUUAUAUGCUAUGGAAUAGAGGCCAGUGCCUGGUCAGUUGUAUCAGCUCUUUAAUGAUUUUGUAAGAUUAUCAAAUGGAAGAGCUGUAAAUGCACUGUGUCCUUUCAAACAUUACCAUGAAUUUGAAAUAUAUGCAUGGACUAAAUCUUAUAUAAAUCAUGACCAAAAUCACCAAGUUCUCCUGUAUUAUGAUGGUUGCAUUGAUACGUUUUAGAUAAGGCCAGGGAAAGUAAAAAAAUUGAUAUUUUGAUACAUUUGUUUUCUACUAAAAUGUUAUUGCCAAUACUUGAAGUGAGUUAUGUAUCAGUAUGGAGAAAUGAUGUGGCAAGUCAUACAUACAUUGUACACAAUAUUUCUGUUCAAUAUAUUUGUUCAAAAAUUUGAUCAAGCCUUCACAAAUAUGAAAUUGGAAUUGAAAGAAUACAAGAGAUUCCUAUAAAUAUAUAGUACAGCCAUGUUUAUUUAUUGUUCAGUAUGUCAGGGUUUAAAAGAUUUAUAAUUGCUUGCCAUAAGCCGACAUUAAGUGUUGAUAUACAUCAUUAUUGUCCAUUGUUGCAUUGUUGCCCAUCUGUCAUAGAUCUCAUAGACAAGCAUUUUACUCUGUUGUUGCAUGGAGGAGGGGGUCGGAAUGUUCAAAAUCGUGUAUUAACAUUGAUGUAUCAGAGAUAGAGCCAGAGGAGAGAUUUGCUUUUAGGAGAACUAGAGAUUAUUGACAAGGUUUUCUAGUCCAUUUUAAACUUUAUUUUUUACCACAAACUCAUUGGUGUUGAGUGGAGAGUUGCGCUCUGUUCCUUGAUAGCACUUCACACAGCAAUGGUCAGUCUGGAAAGCACAAAGUACAGUUUAACUUUUAUUGGUUUAUCUCUUCCCCCUCAUCAUGGAAAUAGGUUUUUUUUUCAUUAUUGAAAAAACCACAUUGAAAAUGAAUGAAUUGGUAGAUUAGGGAAGAAGUAAUCAUUUGUUAAUGUGUAUUAUUGUGUGCUUGUUUGUAUGAGGUGAGGAGUGUGUUAAAGAGAGGAUGUAAUUAUUUUGUGAUAUUGGAUUUAAAGUGAUAUUUAAUUUUUAGACAGAAAUUCAUAGAUUACUGCAAGUAUCAAUCAAGUCAUAUUAACAAAAAAUGGGUUGUGUUUGAGUAUGUAGUUAAUGCAAUUGUACAGAGGAAUUCAUUUAGACUGAAAUCAUUAUAUGACUAUAAAUUUGCACAAGAACAAAUGUAGUAAAUAUGGAUUUGUAUUUGUAUCUUUAUGAUUUUCAUUCCAGAGAGUAUGUUUUUUGUUGUAAUUUUAAUUUUGGCAAUGCUUAUUACUUUAUAUUAUUGUGCACAGUUCAGAAGCUGCAAUUAAUAAAUGAAUAUUAUGCUUUCAAGGAAGUUAUAUUGAACUUCCUGGCAAGUAUAAGCCCUGUAUAAAUCAUAUUUUGAAGGAAAAAAAUGUUUUGGGCCAAGAAGGUGUAGAAUACUUUUAUUCACAAGUAGUCUAAUUCAUCAGCUUGAUGAUUUUUAUUUGGAAAAAGUGAGCUAUUGUGCAUAUGUAUAGCCACUUUAUGUAGUCCUAUGAUACAUAUUUUGUAUCAUAAUUGAUUUCUUAUUGCACUUUUAAAUAAGACACAACUUGAGAGAUAUCUUAUAGCAGUACUUACAUAAUUAAUAUAAAAGUAAUACGUAGAAAGUAAUGUCACAUUUCAUCUUUGCAUGUACUGUCCAGUCCACAAUAAAAAGUUGAUUUGAAUAAUUGGGGGGGAAAGGCACAUCAGCGUGACACUGAAAUUUUCAUCAAAAUCAGAUAUUAAAAAGUCGUAACAUUUCAAAGUUAGUAAAAGAGUGGAUGGUAUCACCCCCAACGCCUAUUUUGUAUUUUAUAUAUUACAGGGUAAUACUUCCUAGUAUGUAGUACUAGGUUUGGUUCCUCAUGAAAAAGUCAAAUCAUAAUGGUUUUAAAAUCAGUAUGAUUUGUUAGAGAUCCUCUUGAUCAUCAAAUCUAUAGAAUUGAGUUUUUCCACAUUUCAUACAUUAGAUAGGAUAUGAUGUCAUUGGCUCCUACCCCAUUUGCAUUCUGCCAGAGCAUGCAUAUAACUGUUUUCUGCAAAUUUUACAUCAGUUUUGGAUUAAUUUUCAAGAGAUGCUUGUCUAUUUUUGCUCUAUUAGUUCAAAUCAAUUUGUUAGGGGGAGGGGCAGACCGGCUACGCCUUCUUAAGGGGAAAAAGUGAAAGAAAGGAGUAGAAAAGCAAAGAAACCAAGAGUAUGAACAAAAAGAAGUAUGUAACUUCAUAUUAGUAUUACCCUGUAAUUCAAUAAAAUAGCAUCACCUUCAGGUCAUCUUGCCCCCAAUGAAACUACCUGGGAUCGUCCCCGAUGGGCCCUGGUUGUUAGGAUAGACUUGUCCUAUAAUUUACAUUACAUCCCAUUUCCUUCAAUUCUGGUACUCCUUUUACACACCUUUUGAAAUUGUGAUCUUAUGAAAAGUACUACAUAAUGAAGAGCUAGCAAUUACGGUGGAGUAGUUUAUUCAUUUUUUUUAUGCUUGAUAUUAUUGCUUCAUUAACAGUUCAUUUUGAAUGAUCUGAACAUUUAUAUGCAUGUAGUAGAUUUUUUUUUCAACUAUUAUUAUUUCCAAAAUAAACGACACCUACACUGGUUUGACAGAAUCAAUUAA
This is a messenger RNA of Lytechinus pictus (painted urchin), 5320 nucleotides long. Its product is annotated as inosine-5'-monophosphate dehydrogenase 1b-like. NCBI's taxonomy places the organism in Eukaryota, Metazoa, Echinodermata, Echinoidea, Temnopleuroida, Toxopneustidae. The coding region runs from base 71 to 1447 and encodes 458 amino acids. The record is from RefSeq and is a predicted model, not a curated record. Gene Ontology annotation, biological process: GTP biosynthetic process. The transcript is spliced from 13 exons. Gene Ontology annotation, molecular function: IMP dehydrogenase activity. Gene Ontology annotation, cellular component: cytoplasm.